UACAGAGGGCAGGGGUGCAGGUGAGAGCGAGGGAGGGAGGCAAACAGGCGGAGUGUAACAGGAGGAGACACAUAAAAGAAUCCAAAAUGACUGUGUAAAACAAAAUGGAUCCACCUAAGCCCAGCCUUUCCUCAAAAGUGCCGAAUGUGAGUAACAGUGGAGGAAAUGAAUCACAGAUGGACGAAACCUCAACACAGCGGCGGGACAGCGUGGAUGGGGAGAAGCAAAGGGAAAUGGAACCCAAAGAGACAGAAACUGCUGAUGGCACAACAGCAAUUGCAGAGACAAACGUCCACCACAAGGGGUCAGCAGAGAAAAACAAGUUCAGUACUUUUGGAUAUCAGCGGCGGACCAAACAGAAGGUUGUUACUGACUUUACAACCUUGAGUAAAGGAUCAUCUACAGUCAACAAACCCAGAACUGCACUGAGACAAGUUUUGUUCAAUCAGGGAGUGUCUGACAAGAACCCCAUAUCUGAGGAACGAGGUCAGCUGGAGCUGCUGAAGCACACUCUGCAGACCUUCCGAGCACCAGCCAACCUGCGGUGGAGCUGGCAGGAGGAAAGUCAGGGGACCACACUGGAGAAACACUGGACCGACAUCGUGCACUCUCACUCAACGAUGUCCAAGAUGCAGAAGCACCAACAGGAAGCACUGUGGGAGUUCAUCCACACUGAGUUGGCCUAUAUCAACAAGCUAACCAUCAUUAAAGAUAUGGUGAUUGUGGCUCUUCUCAACUUGCACCAGCAUGGAUUCCUCCUGGAGGUCACCCCUGAGUUGCUUUUCUCCAACCUCCCCUCCAUCCUCAGCUCACACCAGCUGUUCUGGCAGGAAGUGGUUUAUCCCAUGAUACAAGAAGUCCGGAGAACAGGCAAACCCUUUGACCCGCUGAGGUUAGAGUCCGGGUGCCUGCAGUUCCACGAGCGCUUCUCUUCCUAUCUGCUGUACUGCUGGGAAGAGGAAAAUAAUCUUGAGUUUGCACGCAGGCAGAUGGAGGGCAACAUUUAUUUUCAUACUUAUAUUCAGUGGGUGGAGACUCAUCCUCAGUGUCAGAGGAUGCGGCUUGGAGACAUGCAGGCCAAACCUCAUCAGAGAAUAACAAAAUACCCGCUCCUGCUAAAGGCUGUGCUCAAAGUCACCCAGGACCCUGGUGUACAGCACGCUCUCAGAGGCAUGUUAUCCAGUGUGAACAGUUUUUUGGAGAGUAUCAAUGACUACCUGAGGCUGAAAGAUGAAGAACUUGCACUGUCUAUUUCUGCUCAGAGGGUGGAGGGAUACGAGGUGCAAGGAAUAAAUGAAGAAAUUGACAAGCAUGUUCGAGAUAUCUGUCAGUUUGACUUGACGUGUCCCAUCAGAGGGGUCGGUCCUGGAGUUGUUCGUAAACUGCUGCUGGAGGAGAACUUGAAGAUUCGUGGCAGAAAAGACAGCAAGCUGGAAGUGGUGGCUCUGCUGUUCUCAGAUGUUCUUCUAAUGACUAAAGUUCAGAAGAAAGGAGAGCACCUGAAGGUAGUUCGCCCCCCUCUGGAGUUGGACAGAACUUUUUGUGUGGUGCUGAAAGAUGGCUGUUCCUUUGUUCUUGUGGAGGUCGGUGAGCUUGGCUGUGCUAUGAAUGUCUACAUAUUUGCAGCCAGCACGUCAGACAGCUGCUCCACGUGGGUCUCCACCAUCGACCAGGCAAAGGAAACACUGAAGAACCUGAGAGAGAUCGAAAAGAAGAGACAAGUGGAAAACUGGAAAGUCCAGCAGCCAGAGAUCAAACCUGGUCGGGAAAUCAAGACAGGCAACACAGAGACAAUAACAGAGCCUCUUAGGCAAACGGGAGAAAAAACAUUUGUGAAUGAACUUGCUGAGGUCCUUACUGUGUCCAGCACAGCAAACGGGAUGAUGGCUUCUCCUAAAGGUGCAGAGGAACCAAAUCAAUAUUCUAAGGAGAUGGCCUCAAAUAAUACAGGAUUGACAGUUUGGUCGCUGAACAACAAUCAGCGCAAAUUAGUGCGCAAGGGUUUUGCUAGUCGGCAGCAAGCACGGAUGGGACAUGAAUGGAUAGAAAUGCAUGUGAGAAGAGAACAGAGUGGGAUCUAUAAUGAAGAAGGAGAGCAAAUGGCUCAAGAUACAGGAACAAAGGAGCAAAGACAGACACCGAUCCAUAAAGCAGAUUCUGCCCCCGACCUGGACAAUAAUUUCACAUCUAAAAUGCCAGCAGAACCAUUAGAACAGGCCAACAUGAGAGCACACUCACUCCUACCAGGUGAAUAUCCAGAUAUUGAUUACCCAGUAAGUGACCCAAGCAUCUUAGUUCGUCCUCAGCAACUCGCAGCAUCCCGUGUGGUUCAUAACUUUCAAAGGCCACCUGGAGGAGGAGUGGUGCGUCUAACCAGGAGGAAUUCAGAUUCACAGUUUACAAACCAGGAAACAAGAACAAAUUCCAGUUACAGCUGGUCUGGAGAUGUGGAGACACUUCCAGUGAGUUGGACGUUCUCUGGAACAUUAAAGUCUCCCACAUUACGGAGGAGGAGGCCGAUCAACACCAGUCAGGGCUCCUCUUCCCCGAAGUCCAGGCCGUCAUUACAGGAAUCAAGACAUAUUUCGUCUGCUUCCUAUAGUUCCGACUCUGAUUGCAGUCAAAGGGCUAAGGUGACCUCUCCAUCCACAAGUUCACACCUUGUGCUCAAACUAGGGUCCCUAAAGCCAAACCAAGCGAUGUUUUGGAACAUGUCUAAGCACAGAGUGUCCCCAGAUACCCAAACAUUGUCUGAACCAGAAAUGCAGGAAGAAAGUGUCAACAAUGAAAGGAUGAAAAGGAAAAACCAGAGGAGCACUUCAGUUCCCACUGUCAUCGUUCAGCCAGGUUAUGAACUUCAGCUGUCCUCCAGAAACCACUCAUCCACAUUACCCCAAGUGGUAGAUACCUCCUCAGGACUUAAUCCAAACAUGAAUCCAUCACCUCUGGUGGGUCUUUUGGAAAGAGCCAAAGAGAGGGUGAAAGACAGAGAUGGAUUAAAAAGAGACCAAAAUGUGAAAACAGCCAAUUCAAGGUUAAGGAUUCCACAGCCUUCCCCCUCUCUUUCCACCACACCUUCACCCUCACCCAGUGAUGGAGACAGAGACAUAGAGUGGGAGGAGGAGGAGGAGGUGGAGCUAAUGAGACACAGAGCACUUACAGUGAGUAAAGGAUGGAAGGAACAGUUGGUGGAUGGAGAUGAAGAGGACAAGAAAAUCAGUGUUUUUACAGAGGGUGUAAAUGUGGACUGGCCGGGCUGGUGCUUUGAUGAUGACGUUAUGGAUUAUUUAAGUCCAGUGGACGACAGAGACGACGGGCUUCUGGAGGAUAUUAACCGAACGCUGGCUUUCUGGGAUCUGCACGGACACUUGGAGCAGGAAGAUGGCGAGUACAGUCAGGUUUAGCUCUGAUGUUAUCCCUCACAACAUACACAGUCACAGAGCCACGCUACUGUCCACAAACCUCGGACAAUCAUAUUACACCAUGUUCAGUCAGUGUUCAUUUUGUGCAUGGAUUUUAUUUUGUUUUUAUAAAAAUUAUAACUGCAAAAAAAAAAAAAUUAACAAAUGGAAAUAUUUGCACAGGUAUUUUACAGCGCAACUGUUGAGUUUAACAUCUGGUCUGCCUUUGAUACAAAGUUUGUUAACUAAACAUUUUGUUAUGAAGGCUCAGUCAUGUACAAUAUAUAUAUUAUUUUGACAACAAAUACUGUAUAUAUGUAUAAAUAUAAUGAAAAUAUUUGUAAUUAUCUGUACAGUUUAUUUAUAUAAGGAAUAAAUGUUGCUUUGAUCUUU
Messenger RNA from Thalassophryne amazonica, 3794 nucleotides. It is a transcript of the gene plekhg6, whose product is annotated as pleckstrin homology domain containing, family G (with RhoGef domain) member 6. The transcript has 15 exons. Gene Ontology annotation, cellular component: axon; plasma membrane; endocytic vesicle. Bases 105 to 3404 code for a protein of 1099 amino acids. Gene Ontology annotation, molecular function: guanyl-nucleotide exchange factor activity. The record is from RefSeq and is a predicted model, not a curated record. NCBI's taxonomy places the organism in Eukaryota, Metazoa, Chordata, Actinopteri, Batrachoidiformes, Batrachoididae. Gene Ontology annotation, biological process: endothelial cell migration; Rho protein signal transduction.